Nasonia vitripennis (jewel wasp) is the source of this 1089-nucleotide messenger RNA. RefSeq names its product 39S ribosomal protein L9, mitochondrial (gene mRpL9). The record is from RefSeq and is a predicted model, not a curated record. Gene Ontology annotation, molecular function: structural constituent of ribosome. Bases 227 to 1021 code for a protein of 264 amino acids. Gene Ontology annotation, cellular component: ribosome; mitochondrion. Gene Ontology annotation, biological process: translation. NCBI's taxonomy places the organism in Eukaryota, Metazoa, Arthropoda, Insecta, Hymenoptera, Pteromalidae. The transcript has 3 exons.
AUCGUGCUAAUGAAUGAUUCCAUUCGGGAACCAAUGAAACAUACUAAAUUACUAAUUGUUUUAAAGCAACAAUUAUUCUCAUUAAAAUUACAGAUCCAGGAUUUAGUAGCAAUAUUUUCUUGCAGAAGCCUGCAUAACAUAACGUUGACAUAACCUUCAAGUAAAACAUGUUUGAGGAAUAUAUUUAGUUAUUUAUUUUAUACCGGUAAACAAACAAGAUUUAAUCAUGUUGAAUUGGAAAUUAAACGCAAGUUUUGGCUGUACAGUUGCGAAAUCGUUACUUACCGCAAUUCCUAACCCAGUCGUUCAACAAACGCGAAAUACUGUGAUUUUAAAAAGAGUGUAUAAUCCACCAUUGAAUAAGAAAGGAUGUAUACCCCGCAGAUUGAAAAAUAGGUCUUUUAUUUAUGAACUUGUAGAGAAUACCAAUGUAAAGCCAAAACCACCUUUGGAUAUAAUUCUAACUCAAUAUGUUGAAGGAUAUGGAGAGAAGGGAGAAAAAAUAACUAUAAAACCACAAAAGGCUUAUAAUGAGUUUUUAUUACCAGGAUUAGCUGUCUAUGCGUCUCCUGAAAACAUAGAAAAGUAUUUGACGUCUAAAGUUACUAAUAAAAAAACCUACAGUUCUUUGUUUGUUCCAAUGACCAUUAGAUUUUUAAGUCGAAUUUGUCUAGUGGUUAAUAUGUCUAUAGAAAAUCCUUGGGUGCUUGAAAAAUGGCAUAUCAGGACAAAUUUCAGAAGAAGUGGAUUUAUAGUUUCCGAUGAAGCCAUCACAAUGCCAGAAAAGGAGAUCUCUGGUCCUAAUCUAGAUUUUGAAAACAAAGAGUUUUAUGUCACAAUUACAAUAAACAAAACGGAAAAAGUGAAUGUGCGAUGUAAACUACAUCAUGACACCUUUGAUAUAAGCAAGCAACUCUGUGAAAUUGACGCCUCCUUUUAUGCUCCAACAGAAGCUAUAUUUCCAGAAGAUCAGGAAGUGCUUGAUUCUCUGCAAAAACCACAACCGAAAGAAAGUGUAUAGAAAUAAUCUUUUAAAACUUUUGUUAUAGUAAAUAAGUAAAUAAAUAAAUAAAUUAAUAAAAACUCUAA